UGGCUCAAACUAACAAGAAAACCAUAAAACCUAAAACAAAACCACGUAAAGUAAUUGCAAAAACAAUUACAAGAAAGAAAAAAACCAUCAAAAAGUUACCCACUAGUUGUAGAGUAGGAUGGUGUAAAGAUGAAGAAAAACUAAAU
Messenger RNA from Racocetra persica, 146 nucleotides. The record is from the annotation of a GenBank genome assembly. NCBI's taxonomy places the organism in Eukaryota, Fungi, Glomeromycota, Glomeromycetes, Diversisporales, Gigasporaceae.